Ictidomys tridecemlineatus (thirteen-lined ground squirrel) is the source of this 8771-nucleotide messenger RNA. It is a transcript of the gene Onecut1, whose product is annotated as one cut homeobox 1. Lineage: Eukaryota; Metazoa; Chordata; Mammalia; Rodentia; Sciuridae. Gene Ontology annotation, cellular component: nucleus. The record is from RefSeq and is a predicted model, not a curated record. Gene Ontology annotation, molecular function: RNA polymerase II cis-regulatory region sequence-specific DNA binding; DNA-binding transcription factor activity, RNA polymerase II-specific. Gene Ontology annotation, biological process: regulation of transcription by RNA polymerase II.
GUGAGAGGAAGGAAGAAAGGCUACAGUCGCUGGCAGCCAAUGUGAAGACCGGACUCCGUGCGCUCCUCGCAGCCUCUGCCCGGCCACAUCGAUGUUGUGUCCGCCGCCCGCUCGCCGGGAUCACGAUGAACGCGCAGCUGACCAUGGAGGCGAUCAGCGAGCUGCACGGGGUGAGCCAUGAGCCGGUGCCCGCCCCUGCCGACCUACUGGGCGGCAGUCCCCACGCGCGCAGCUCUGUGGCACACCGUAGCAGCCACCUGCCUCCCGCGCACCCGCGCUCCAUGGGCAUGGCGUCCCUCCUGGACGGCGGCGGCGGAGGCAGCGAUUACCACCAUCACCACCGAGCCCCUGAGCACAGCCUGGCUGGUCCCCUGCACCCCACUAUGACCAUGGCCUGCGAGACUCCCCCAGGUAUGAGCAUGCCCACCACCUACACCACCUUAACCCCUCUUCAGCCGCUGCCGCCCAUCUCCACCGUAUCGGACAAAUUCCCCCACCAUCACCACCACCACCAUCAUCACCACCACCCGCACCACCACCAGCGUCUGGCGGGCAACGUGAGCGGUAGCUUCACACUCAUGCGGGACGAGCGCGGGCUGGCCUCCAUGAAUAACCUCUAUACCCCCUACCACAAGGACGUGGCUGGAAUGGGCCAGAGCCUCUCGCCCCUCUCCGGCUCGGGUCUGGGCAGCAUCCACAACUCCCAGCAAGGGCUUCCUCACUAUGCCCACCCCGGCGCUGCCAUGCCCACCGACAAGAUGCUCACCCCCAACGGCUUCGAAGCCCACCACCCGGCCAUGCUCGGCCGCCACGGGGAGCAGCAUCUCACGCCCACCUCGGCUGGCAUGGUGCCCAUUAAUGGCCUUCCUCCGCACCACCCCCAUGCCCACCUGAACGCCCAGGGCCACGGACAGCUCCUGGGAACGGCCCGAGAGCCCAACCCUUCGGUGACCGGCGCGCAGGUCAGCAAUGGAAGUAAUUCAGGGCAGAUGGAAGAGAUCAAUACCAAAGAGGUGGCGCAGCGUAUCACCACCGAGCUCAAACGCUACAGCAUCCCACAGGCCAUCUUCGCGCAGAGGGUGCUCUGCCGCUCCCAGGGGACCCUCUCGGACCUGCUGCGCAACCCCAAACCCUGGAGCAAACUCAAGUCCGGCCGAGAGACCUUCCGGAGGAUGUGGAAGUGGCUUCAGGAACCGGAGUUCCAGCGAAUGUCCGCGCUCCGCUUAGCAGCAUGCAAAAGGAAAGAGCAAGAACAUGGGAAAGAUAGAGGCAACACACCCAAAAAGCCCAGGUUGGUCUUCACAGAUGUCCAGCGUCGAACUCUACAUGCAAUAUUCAAGGAAAAUAAGCGUCCAUCCAAAGAAUUGCAAAUCACCAUUUCCCAGCAGCUGGGGUUGGAGCUGAGCACGGUCAGCAACUUCUUCAUGAACGCAAGGAGGAGGAGUCUGGACAAGUGGCAGGACGAGGGCAGCUCCAAUUCAGGCAACUCAUCUUCUUCAUCAAGCACUUGUACCAAAGCAUGAAGAAAGAACCACAAACUAAAACCUCGGUGGAAAAGCUUUAAAUAAAAAACAAAACAAAAAAAUUUUUAAAGACCAGGACCUCAAGAUAGCAGGUUUAUACUUAGAAAUAUUUGAAGAAAAAAAAGUGAUAUUUAUAGUCCAAAGAAACCAAAGACUUAGCUCACCUGCAUUCUGACUUUGUUCGGAGACACACACUUCAGCAGGGCGACGACUCGGCAAGAAGUUAUGAGUGGGAAAACACUGGAUCUCACACCUUCAAUCCCUGAUCAUUCUCGCUGUGCUUGGCUAUUUAGUGGUUUGGAGCAUAGUGAUUUUGAGCCAUUGUGUGGACAGUUUUAAGAUCGUUAUCUGUUCCACUGUACCAUGAAGGUGUAUGGUGUCUCAGUACUGUGUGUGGGUACACCCGCAUGUACACACACACAUACACACACAUACACACACACACACACACACACACACACACCACGUACACCACCAGUGGUUAAAAACUUAGGCAGGGCUGGUCUUCAGGAAGAGUUGUGCUGUAGGAGUGCAACCAAUAUGGUGUGGGGUUGUCUGAGUUCAUUGGAUUAAGAGUGUGAUUUUGCUCGUCUAGCCCAGUGUUUGAACCUGCCAGGCUCACAACCUAAAUGCAGAUUCAAACCCAGCAAGGAAAAUUUGAAUGACACCUAAACCAGUGCAUUCUCUUUGUUUGUUAAGGAAUGUUCAGAUAUUUUUUAAGAAAUGAAACAAGAGUCCAUCCAUUUAAAAAAAAAAAUCACCUAGGUACCAAAGAACACACUUGAUAUUAUAGUGCAGGUAUUUUAUUGCAAUGAUUUUAAUAACCAAAGCUAUUUUUACACAAGAUACUAUGUAAAGUUAUACGUAUGAACUGAUCUCGCUGGAAUACACAUGCCACAUAGAUCCACAGCUAUUAUUUAUGACUCUUGAAGCAUUUGAAAUAUGAGUUUUCAGAAAUGGCAAGAAAGAAUGUAGCUUCAGGGAAGCAAUUAAUAUCAUGGCAGAGAGGUCGAUGCAGUACACAUGUACAUCCAGGUGGGACACUCCUCUCCAGGAUUCAUAAAUGUCACUUACAUAGAAAAAUGGACACAAUACCAUAAUCUGUACAUAGCUGAGAAAACUCAAGGAUCCUUCUAAAAUAGGACCCCAUUUGCACCACUAGAAAACUAAGUUUAACAAGGGCAACUAAAUUAGAAACUUUAUUCAAAGUGGCUAAAGUGAACAUGCCAAAGUGACGAGUUUUAGUAAAAGAACUUAGAUUAAUUUGACUUCAAUUUGCUUAAUGCAUUUGGUACCAAAUAUCUUUAAAUUUUUUUACAAACAUAAAUAAGGUGAGCAGACUAACAUUAUUAUUAAAAUUAAUGUCUAAGAAUUUGUAAUCAUCCUAAAAAAUAAUCAUGGUGAUUUUAUUGCCAAUCUCAGACACUUUAUGACUUGGACAUCUAUAAGACAGUAUGUGCCACCGAGAAGUGUUGGAAUUGGUGGAACUGCAUAGAGAAAGCCAGAAUUCUAAUGGAACACAAGAUUUUUGGUUCUAUUAGUAUUAUGCAACUUAUUUCACUAAGUAUAGCCUUCAAAGCAUCCUACAUUCUUUCUUGCUACUGCAUGAAAUUGGAAAUUUUAUAACAUAGAUUCCAGAGGCAGAUUAAAAAUUAGGCCUGAGCUUCCAAAUACACAAUUUUAAAUUUCUGUUUCUUCAAAUCACUCAAUUGAGGCCAUGUAAGUCAAGGCAAAAAUAAUAAGAUAAUAAUGUUGUACUAGUGGUACCCUUGUGAAUCACUUGAUUCCUAGAAACUUCUCUUGAAUCAUAACUUAUAUAAAUAGAUGUCUGUACUAUCAUUAGGUAAAGAAUUGGAUACUCUUAGUUAAUUACCACAUCUAUCUAGAAAUAUAAAACUAAAAAUUAUCAUCCUAACAAUGAGUUGCUUAUUGAGAUUCACUUCAAAUGCUGAAGAAAAAAAAAAUAAAUUAUCUUGACACAAAACCUAAUUCCUUAGGAUCAAAUCUCAGCAUCUUAUCUGUGUUUAAAACAGUCAGGCACCUGGAGGGCUGAAGCUAAACCAACAGGCCAUCUGUCUAUCUCUCCUGAAGUCUGCUGUAGACUGAGAAAAGGAAACUACAUGUACUUCUCCUUUAAUGGAAUACUACAUUUGCCUUGACAUAUUUUGUCUUAGUAUUUUUUUUUAAUUUCAUCCAAAGUUUCAGCUUAAAAUUUUCCCUUCUAAAAAUGGCACAAUUAUAGUUCAGCUGUUGAGAGACUAUUUAAAUGGCCACCCUUCAAGAUUUACUAAAAGUAUAAUCUUAUCAAGGACAUAAACAAAAAGGAAAAAACAUGAAUAGCCUUUUCUCUCUUCAGGAAUGGAGGGAGAUGGGGGUACAGCUAUAUAAUGUAUUUAUAAUUUAGGAGGGAGGAAAGCCUUAUUUGUUUAAAGCAUGAGAAUUUAAAAUGCAGGGAAAUUCAAACUGUGUCUACACACAAUCUUACCAAAUUUUAGUACUCCAGGAAAAAGAAAAAAAAAAACUGAAUUCAGACAACCAUGUUGGUCUUUUUCUUUUUUACUGUACUACCCUCAAAAUUAAUCCAACUGCAUUUUGCAUUUCAACCAAUUAUUUUGGUGCUGUGUAGACACAGUCUCAAAGAAUAUCACUACACAUUAAAUAUCCAACCACAAUUUUUUUUUUAAAAAAAAUAACCAGUUAUCUUACUUGCUGACACCAAAGAUGAUUUUCAUACCAGCAUUGAAUUUGCACCCAUUAUGCAAUUUCAGGGCCUAGAGAUAUAUUUUCUCAUAAACAGAUGCACAAAUCAGAGCCUGAAAAGCAAUUUUUUUUUUACUUAACUACUAAAGCAUACACACAACCUUUUCUUUUUAGAAAUCAUAAUGAACAAGCAGCUCCUCACAAGCAAUACACUUACCCCAUCAUGUAUGACUGAUUCUUUAUGUGUUUCUGAACUGGCAGGUAGUAAAAAAUGCUUCCAUUCCUCCUUAGUGUAGCAUUAAUUUAUGGCUCCUGUUUUUGAACCUACCACAUUUAACAAAGCAGGUCACGUGCCAUUUGUUCACUUUUCAUUUUCUCAAUCCUUUAGCAAAAAUUCAACUGAAAAAGAUAUCUUGCUCUUUCAUUUGUAUGUUUAUAAAUAACAAAACUGCACUUCAAAUGAUCCUUUUUUUUUUUUUUGGUAGAAUGGAAGUUAGUCUGUUUUUUGUUUUUGGACAUACAUCAUUCAGGUUCUCUCAUAAUUGGAAGCUUUCCUAAAAGAGGGCCAAGAGGUAUGAAGUCUGGACAACACAAAAACCCAGACUACAGUAAAUGUUCAGGUUAGAGAGUUCUGGAUGUCAGGAACUCAGUAGUUCAAUCCCUGAUACAGCUGGAAUAGACCCCAAAGACCAAAGAAAAUGUAUGGGGAAGUCCAGAAGUUCUAACUGAACAUGUCACUCAUUGUGCCCCCAAAAAGUGUAAUUAGUUUUCUAGGAAACUAUAAAAGCACUAUGCUACAUUUGGACUCAUUCCACUCCCAUUGCUACCCCAGGUGAAUAACCCAUCUUUUUGCAGGUUAAAUGCAAAUUUUGCUAUACCAAAGAGUCCUAGGACAUUUUCACAUGAGCUAUAAAGACAUUUUCCCCAAGAACUUCCUCCCUUCUUUGUACAUAAAGGAUGAAAACUAUGCAUCUAGCAAACAAAGAGAAAGCACUUCUCCCUUUUCUAUCUAGUUGUUUAGGGUGCAUUCAAAUGCCAGAGGCUGUUUUGAGACACAUUUGGCCUUCUGGAUUAUUAUUGUGGUGUGGUUAGCUUUACAGUACAUUUGGUAACUAUUUCCUAAAUAGUAAGGACAAAGAAGCAGAAGGUAAGAAAUAGCUACUUCCACGUGUUAAAAAAAAGAAAAAAAAAAGAAAAAAAGAAAAAAAAAGUGUAAAGAUCUACUAUUUAUAGUGUGAACCAAAGACGCUACCUCACUCAAUUUCCAUUGGUGAUUUUAAUCACAUUGAUGAUACCAAAGAAUACCAAAGAUAUUUUCAUGCCGGCCUUGGUCUGCAGAGGGAAUUCCGCCCCCACCCUUCCCCCACCUCCUCUCCCCUCCUCACUCUUCACUCAGUGUGUAAACUUGUCUUCAUUCUUAAUAAUGAUAAGGUAACGGUAACAACAACGUUAGGAAAUACUACUCUUAUUACUGCUAGUUCUUCUUGUAAAUCUCUAGGCAAACAUGUUGCAAACUUUGUAAACUCCUAGGAUGAGUGCCUUGCUUGAACCAAAGUGUUAAACCGCUGUUAACCUCUCUCACCUUAUACUCUUUGAAUACCUCAGCCUCUUAGAAAGGCCACUAAUGAAAAAAAAAAAAAGGAAUAAUUAUUCACCGUGGUGCUUUUUCCGUGCAACCAUGCAAUGAAACUUUCUUUGAUACCAAAGGAUUACUUCCCCCCACCCCCAAUUUCUUGCUGAUAAACCAAAGCUCCUCCUUGUUCCCUCUCGAGGUCCUCUCCAUUUCCCUGGGUCCCUUCACCAGGCAGGCCGUGCAUCACUUUUACCAAUUUCUCCAAAUACCUCAUAGUAAUAAAGUUUUAGGGUUAUGUUGUAUAGAGAGUCUAUGUGAUAAGGCAGAACUUACUAGUUUGAUAAUUGUUAAGGUUACUUUAAAAAAAAACUUUAUAAUUCUUAUUUAUUUUGUAGUUUGUAUGUUUGGGAUGUUCCCUUCCCUUCCCCUUUGGUUUGGGGUUUAUUUUCUUGGCAGAACUGCUCUGUUGCUCAAGGAAGACUUAAUUUCUGGAUAUGUUCCCCAGGUGGGUUAAGGGUUGUGUAAAAAUGCAAGAAUGGAGUAAGAAAUGGUUUUCAUUUUGACAGUUACUUAUGAAGGUUUUGUGUUUCGUAGAAAAUUUGUUUCCACAGGGUAAAAACAAAACAAAAAAAUAUAUAUAAAUAUAUAUAUAAUCUCUUUUUUGUGAAACUGGUUCCUAUUUUUCUCUAUAAUGUGCUGUGAUUUUUUAAUUUAAUUACAUUUUAUAUGAGCUUAUUUAAUCACUGCUUUAAUUUAUGACUGUGUAGUUUUAAAAAUGUAUAUAGUAGAAUCAAAUGGCCAAAGCUUUCUGUUACAAUCUUUUUGUUCUUGAUGCUAAGAUUAGCUGGAGGCAGGAGCUUCUCUUAACUGCAGGGUGUUAUCUUUAGUUUUUCUUAGCAGGCACUUCCACACGUGCUGUGAACACUGCCAGGUCUGCCCUCAAAAACUUGUACAUGCCAAAAAAAGUGUUUCAAGGUAGUCCUCUCUGUCAUUUAGAAAGAAGAAAGACAUUAUUCAUGUUCUUCCUUUAAUUUAUUAAUUUUAUUAUUUUAAAUUUAUUUUUUGGAAAAAAAUUACUUUGCAUGUAAAAUCUGAAAAUCAAAAGAAUUUAAGACUUUUUUUUUAAAUGUUUCCAAACACCGACAUUUGUGAGAUACUUUUCUACUUUUUAUUUUUUUUCAACAUUCGAACAGGUAUGAGAAGUAAAGAGAGUAAAAACAGAGACAAGCUAACUUGAAUUUGGAAAUCCUCUGUUUCCCUAAGUUUCUAAAUUUCUUCCAGGCUGGGGCAGGCCUAGAGACAUUUCUUUUUGCAAAGCUUAGAGCUUAACUAGAGUCAUGCCCUUAAAAAGAAAGUCAAGCUGAUCGAUCCAUCCUGGUGGGUCUGACAGCUCCUGGAAGAACCCAAACAAUUGUUCAGCCUUGUUUUCUUCAAAAAAAAUGUUUCAGAGUUGCAUAUUCCUGCCCCCAACCCCCAACCUUCCCACAUAUCCCUACCACAAUUGGAAGACUUACCUUUGAAUGUCAGGGUCCCUGAGAAUGAAUCCACCCCAGAGCUAUUUGAGUUUGUCUCUUCUUACUCUUCAUCUUCCCACUAGUUUUUACACACUAGAGCUGAUCCCUGCCCAGGCCCCUGAACCCAGGCAGCCCACCCCCCACCCCUUAUACUUUGUAUUAGCACACGCAGAAUUCUAAAUGAUGAAGGGCAUCCUCAGAAGAGCCAGUGCCAUUGUUUUGUUUCUUUUUGGUGAGAUAAAUUGCUUUGACUAUGUCUCAUAAACUCAUAGAUGUAAAUAUUUUCCCUUUUGACACAGAAUUUUACCUUAUUUUCUUUUGCAGGUGUGUUUGGGUGGGGAAAGAAAGGGAGGGCUUAGAUUUGGGGUCAAAAGUUACAUUUUCUUAGGAACACUUUUAUACUCAUUCUGUAUUUUAAUAGGGCAAUAAAUCUGCUCUGAAUUGCAGGAUCAUUCAGUGCUCUGUUGGUAAGCAUGGAUGGAUUACGUGUUUUUAAUACAAAUGCUGGUCAGUUAGUCAUAGAAACUGGACAAAAAUUGUUGAGGGAGUUGACAUCAGCAAUGAAGCAUGGAGCAGAGUUGUAUUUGCAAGGUCACAUUUUCUGUUUUUUUGUGUGUUAGUCUUGAUUUUUUGUGGUAUGUUCUGCAUUUAUUACAUAAUCAUUGUGGGCUCAUUUUAGAUUUGCCGUCUGAACCAAGUGACAAGUAUUUUUUUAAAGAAAAAUAAACUUUAAAACAUUGUCUUCCACUUGCUUGGGUAGUUGUCUUCGUAUCUCCCUGUGUUUAUUGUCCCGUCUGACUCAGCCCAUCUGUCACUCACUUAGACCUGUCCUUUUUCCCUUUCCUGUUUUUGGUACAUCUUUGACCUUAGCUAUUGUUCGAGUGUGACUCAGUUUCCCUGUUCAAGUUAGCUUGAUGGUUUAUUAUGUAAGGAGGGUGCCUAAGACAAUCAUCAGGUAAAAAUAAUAAGAUAAAAAUUUAAAAAGAUCAGUAGAGUAGAAAAAUCUUCCAAGAGCAGAGGGAGUUCUUCCUUAGCAAGAAAAAAACAAAAAACAAACAACAACAAAAAAAAAAGACAUAAGGAAUUAAAAACCUAACCAUGAGGGGCUUAGAAAUUUUUUGAUAAAAGACAAAUGUUGCUGUCAUUUUCUUUGUCAAUUAGAAAACAGUGGUAGUUUCUACGUUGCAUCUACAUUUCAGAUGAAAUGAUUAUUGUACCCAGUUAUGGUUGUUUGCUAAUAUUUUGUCUCUCUCUUACUCUUUGUCCAAUGCUUCUGUAUUUUUGUGUGUAGCAACAAGAAGUGUAAUGCAUUAGGCAUUAUUCUGGUUUGUUUAUGAGUAUCUCCUGUACUGCAUUAAGGUUUCUUUCAUUUUUUUAAAAGCUUCGCUACUGUUCUCACUUUAUGCCGUGCAAUAUCAUCUGCUGUGUUUGCUAAGCAAAAAAGAAAAAAAGAAAAAAAAA